Molecule: messenger RNA, 1626 nt
Organism: Brassicogethes aeneus
Lineage: Eukaryota; Metazoa; Arthropoda; Insecta; Coleoptera; Nitidulidae
Source: the annotation of a GenBank genome assembly
AUGGAAUAUAGGAUAGUUUUGCCGGAAAGUAAGAACGAUAUUUGUCGUUUUUGUAUGUCCAUUAGCGAAAAUAUGUCGCAUACUUUAUAUAAAGAGCAGGAACACACGAAAUUAUUCGAAAUGUUGUCAAUUUUGCAGUUGGAUAUUAUUUGCGACGAUGUAAUGCCGAACAACGUGUGCCUCAGCUGCGAGCAGAAAAUCCAGGAAAUUCACAGUUUUCGCUACAUGAUAAUAGAAAAUGAAAAAAUACUGAAAUGUGUGUAUCAGGAGGGUAAAGAUGAGGAAUAUGUGGUGGAAAAUAAAGAUAAUAUAACAUUAGAGUCUGAAACAAAGUUGGAAAGUGAUAGUGAGUUUGAAAACACCAGGGAUGAUGAAUAUUUAGAAGAAAUAGAUGAGGAGCAAGUAAAGGUAAAAAAAAAGCGUCGGAAAUUGCAGCCAGGAGAAAAACCCGUGAAUAGAAGCAAGUUAAUGCAGUGCGAGACGUGUAACAAAACAUUCAGAAGGGAUUACUUGCGUAAACACAAGUGUAAAGGUGUGGGGGUUAAGCCAAUUUUGAAUGAGGAAAUAAUAGACGACAAAAAAGAACAUGUUUGUAAUGUGUGCGCGGAAGUUUACGAUAGCGAGUUGAGGUGUUUGCUGCAUUAUAUCCAGCACUUUUUGUUUGAAGGUUCGGAGAAAAUUGACCCUGUUGUGUACUGUAAUUUUUGCGGUUUCGUGUUGCAAACUUUCGAGGAGUAUUUAUCCCAUAUUUCCGAUAAACACGUGGAUUUUUCGUCGAUGCCUUGGCCGUGUAAAGUGUGCGAAAUUAGUUUCUCUAGUGAGUUUGAGUUGAUCAACCAUAUGCACAAUUCGGAGUUUUGCGCCAAAACCUUGAAACCUGUGGAUAUCUACGGGGAAUGUUUGAUUUGUAAGAAAGAGUAUGAAGGGUCUUUAUUGAAUCACCUAAAAAAACAUUUAUUAAAACGGCAUAACUGCGCUAAGUGCGGGGACAAGUUCAUAAUGCUCAUGGCGUACAAUAACCACCUACUUUUGCACCCCGAAUUUAAAUACAAGUGCAACUACUGUAGGAGAAUGUUUGUCUUAAAGUCAAACAUGGAAAAACACAUAAAAGAAAUGCACCAAGACGAAAAAUUCAUAUGCGAGAUCUGCUCGAAGCUUUUCAACCGCAAAAACAACUUGGAAAGCCACAUAAAGCAAAAACACGACGAGUCGUGCAAAAAAAUAAUCUGCCCUCUGUGCGGCUACAGCACCGUUUCGAAACACGAUCUAAAACGCCACGAGAGAUUCCACACAAACGAAAAACCGUACGUAUGCAACUUUGAAGGCUGCACCAAAGCCUACAAAACCAGCAGCGCUUUAAGUCACCACAAAAAAACGCAUCUAAACAUCAGAAAUUACCGAUGCGACAUCUGCGAGAAGUGCUUUUACACCUCCAACCAUCUAAAAGACCACAUGUACAUACACACGGGUGAGCGGAACUUCACAUGCCAAAUUUGUGACCGGUCUUUCAAAAGAAAAGACCAAUUAACAGCCCACUACAAAAUCCACGGCAAAAAAGGCAUCGAGCACGAAAUCAAAGUCGACACCCAAGAAAUUUUUAAAAUUGAAAACAUUAACAAUUUAUAA